UAUUCCAACAGCGCUACUUCCGGUUGUCUUGUCCACAUUUUCUACCUAUUUGUGCAAUCGAAAUAAGUUUGUAGUGAUUUACAGCAAAGAACAUGCCUCCAAAACCCAAAAAGCCAGAUGGACCGAGCAAGAAAAACGUGGAAAAGAAAAAGGAGAAAGUCAUAGAAGAUAAAACCUUCGGUCUGAAGAAUAAGAAGGGAACAAAGCAGCAGAAGUUCAUCAAAACUGUCACACAUCAGAUCAAACAGAGCAAUGUGAAAACCCCCAAGGGUGCAGAUCCAUUAUUUGACAACAAAAAGAAAAAGGAUGAAAAGGCGAAGGAGAAAGAGCUUCUCAACUCUCUGUUUAGGCCUGUACAGACUAUAUCUAAAGGUGCUGAUCCCAAGUCUGUCCUCUGUGCAUUCUUCAAGCAGGGCCAAUGUGCCAAGGGAGCCAAAUGUAAAUUCUCCCACGAUCUUGCACUGGACAGGAAAGGAGAAAAAAGGAACCUUUAUGAGGAUUCCCGUGAUGAAGACACUAUGGACACCUGGGAUGAGACCAAGUUGGAGGAAGUUGUCGCCAAAAAACACGGAGAUGCAGACAUAUCCAAAAACAAAACUGGUAUUAUCUGUAAACACUUUCUGGAUGCUGUUGAGAAUUACAAGUACGGCUGGUUCUGGGAAUGUCCUAGUGGAGGGAAAACCUGUCACUACCGGCAUUGCUUGCCUCCAGGGUUUUUAUUGAAGAGAGACAAGAAAAAAUUGGAGGAUAACGAAGAAAAGAUUUCUAUGGAAGAGUUGAUAGAAAGAGAGAGAUCGGCGCUCGGACACAACACAACUCGAGUGACUUUAGAGACCUUUUUGGCCUGGAAAGAAAGGAAGCGGAAGGAAAGGAUUGAGGCUGAUAAGAAAACGAUGGAUAAGAAGAAAUCAGAUUUCAAAUCUGGUAAAACUGGUGGGAUCAGCGGCAGGGAAAUGUUUGAAUUCAAUCCUGACUUUGUCGCUAUGGACGAUGACGAGGCCCAGGAGGGCACCUUCGAGAGAGAAACGGACCCUGACGAUGUUGACCAAGGGAAGGUGGUGGAGCUGAACCUUGAAUCAUUAGCGGGGCUGGCUCAGAGUGUGGAUGGUACUGGAACGGUCUCCACAUCAUCGCACAGAACUGGCACCACAAGUGGGGCUGGAGAUUCGGCGAAAAAGGCAGCCACCAAAUUAGGCGAGAACGAAGAAGACAAGUUAGACCUAGCAGGAGCGUUACCACCGAAAAAUCAUAUAUCAGAGACGGAUGAGGCGAUAGCCGCCGCCAUGGCAGCAACUGUGAACGGCGACGCAAUAGAAAUCGACGAGGACCUAUUUGAUGGCGAGGACCUGGACCUGGUAGAGGAAGACCUGGAUACUCUCGACUUAUCAGAUUAAUUCUAGAUUGGAAUUUUGUGGUUACCUCACCUGCUACAGGAUUAUAUUAAUUCUGCCUUGGAAAAUUACAGUUACUCUUGACUUAUAUUCGUAAAGGAUUCUGUUUUGGAACAUUGAGCUGUUGGAUGAUGUCCUCAACCAUUUACUGAGUGUGGCAUUAUUGUGUCGUUGACUGGAACUGAAAUAUAGUGGGUGGAGGGCACCAGAUUUUCUGUGUGGUCAACGGGUCAAUCUCCCGGUGUUGGAUGAUGUAAUACUUAGGAGUAAGGACCAGUGAUAUUUGUCCUGUAUUAACUAUCCUGGAAAGGGAGGAAAAUGCUUUACAUUAUGCACCUGCUCAUGAGGCAAUCUCAAAUCGUGUAUGAAAAAUGUCGGGUUGUGGGGCAAAUGAUUCGCUAUUUAUCCGAAACAAAAACUGACAAAUCUUGUUUCUGUGACUUUUUUUCACAGGCAAAUGCAAAUUGCUUUAAGUUUUUACCUGAUCAUCAGAUAUGAUAUUUCUUGUAUUGUUUUAUGCAAAAUAUUUGGAUUUGAAUAUCAAAUAAUUACGAAGUUUAUCAAUGACAGUAACCAGCUUCCUGAGUGGUACAUUUCUUCCCUUUCAAUCAAUGAUGAUAAAGGACUGGGUCAUUUUUGGCCUCGUAAAAAGUUUUAAAAUUUCAACGUGAAUUUAUUUACCAAUUUCUGUUAUAAGCAUCAUGUUGAUUAAUUGGGACUAUCUUUCUUUGUGCAGAUUGUUUCCAAUGCACAUGUGUAGAUGCUCUACCAUAGCAUCAAAAUUGUGUUGCUUUGCAGAAAUAGCCAAAAUAUGGUGUUUUAGGACAGUUUAAAUGCAGAGAUAAAAGCUUCUUCAUGUGACAAACAAAAAUCAUUUUCUAGGAAUUAACACUGAUAUAAAAAUGUUAAAGCAUGUCGAAUAUUUUUUUGUUUGCUGCAUGUUGAGGCUUUCAAAAAUGUGUUUUAAUUGUUAAUUUCCUUCAAAAUGGGCAAUUUUCAACCAAAUAGCGCGUAACAAGACGAUUUUCACACAUUUCAUUAUGAAAAUGCAAGUUUACGUCUGCCUUUGUAAUACCAUGUCUCCUAAACCAGUUGUCAAUAUUUGCGUACUUCAUUUAUUCCAGAUUAUGAAUAUAACAACUCAAUCUAAAUCCCUGAUGAGGCUGGAAAUGACCCUUAACUCCCCUAGUCCUUUAUACAUGCCACUAUAUUCCUGCAAAUAAAGAGAGAAUGGUUGUACAUA
Mizuhopecten yessoensis (Yesso scallop) is the source of this 2634-nucleotide messenger RNA. RefSeq names its product zinc finger CCCH domain-containing protein 15-like. The record is from RefSeq and is a predicted model, not a curated record. Gene Ontology annotation, biological process: cytoplasmic translation. Bases 93 to 1394 code for a protein of 433 amino acids. Gene Ontology annotation, cellular component: cytosol. The transcript has 12 exons. Gene Ontology annotation, molecular function: metal ion binding; mRNA binding. NCBI's taxonomy places the organism in Eukaryota, Metazoa, Mollusca, Bivalvia, Pectinida, Pectinidae.